AUGACACCUAAGCGGAUUCCAUAUGAGGCCGUGAUCUGUAGUGUUGAAGAGGCAAUAUCACGUAACAAGGUUCCGUCUAGGGAUGCGGAGGUACUUAGACAGGAUGUUGCGGUUAUUUUGCGGAAGGCGACAUUACCCAAGAGUAACGUGACUACGGAAGAACGUUUAGCUCUGAAGAACCUGAGAGCGAAUGAGAAUAUCCUGGUUCUAAAGGCGGAUAAAGGGAACGCCACGGUGGUCAUGGACUCGACAGAUUACGACGACAAAAUUCGGCUUUUACUGAAUGAUACGAAUGUGUAUAAGCCCGUUUCAUAUGACCCUACUGCCAGAGUUACGCGCCGGAUAAGGGCUGUCAUUAGGGACUACAGGGAGUUGUUCCAGGAUGAUGUCUUUGACCGUUUACACAGGCCUAGAAUAGUGCAAUCGCCGAAAUUGUAUGGGCUGCCGAAGGUACACAAAGCUAACGUGCCCUUGCGACCAAUCGUAAGUCAAAUCGCCUCACCUACUUACGACCUGGCAAAGCAUGUAGCAUCGGUGUUGCAGCCGCUUGUGGGUAAAACGUCGUCCUUUGUGAAAGACUCUCGUCACUUUGUGGACAUUCUGAAGGAUGUUAAGCUGGAACCAGAUGACAUAAUGGUGAGUUUUGAUGUCGAGUCGCUUUUCACCAAUGUUCCAGUUAAGGAAUGUCUUGAGGUAGUUAGGACAAGGCUAGCUGACAAUGAGAUACUGGAGUCGGUCAUGGUGUUAUUGCGAAACUGUCUAGAAGGGAGCUACUUUUUAUAUCGACAAAAGCAUUAUCUCCAGAUUGACGGAGUUGCUAUGGGCAGCCCGGUGGCGCCGGUUUUAGCAAAUAUCUGGAUGGAGCAUUUUGAGGCAAACAUAGACCUGCAACCAUGGGCAGUGAAGUUAUGGAAGCGGUAUGUCGAUGAUGUCUUUUGUAUCAUGAAGGGUGGCAAGCAAGAAGUUGAGCAUUUACUCCAGUAUCUCAAUUCCAUUCAUCAGAAGGUGAAAUUUACGUAUGAAUUGGAAUCAGAUCGAAGUUUGCCUUUUCUGGACAUAAAAGUGAUAGGUCGGAUGGAUGGAUCCUUGGCGCACACUGUCUACAGGAAGCCUACUCACACAGAUAGAUACCUCAAUGCUCAGUCUCACCACCACCCUCGUCACCUACUGUCCGUCGUUAAUUCCCUAAAGAACAGAGCACAUGACCUUUGUGACCCUGAAUUUUUAGAGAGCGAACUACCAGCGAGUCGUGUCAUCACGCACGCACACAACGACAACUGCAUUGAGCAUGCUCAAUGA
Leguminivora glycinivorella is the source of this 1299-nucleotide messenger RNA. RefSeq lists its product as uncharacterized. The transcript has 2 exons. Bases 1 to 1299 code for a protein of 432 amino acids. The record is from RefSeq and is a predicted model, not a curated record. Lineage: Eukaryota; Metazoa; Arthropoda; Insecta; Lepidoptera; Tortricidae.